Chaetomium strumarium is the source of this 4060-nucleotide messenger RNA. RefSeq lists its product as uncharacterized. Gene Ontology annotation, biological process: protein phosphorylation. The record is from RefSeq and is a predicted model, not a curated record. The transcript is spliced from 5 exons. Gene Ontology annotation, molecular function: ATP binding; protein kinase activity. The coding region runs from base 141 to 3851 and encodes 1236 amino acids. Lineage: Eukaryota; Fungi; Ascomycota; Sordariomycetes; Sordariales; Chaetomiaceae.
UCAGGACUCGGGCACAACUUCAACUUCUAAUAAUUUGAGCCUUAUUGACCGAUUUCUUUCAUAUUGCUGCUCGAUCGCUUAUUCUUGUUCUCUCCAGCGGUCGAUGAUGUACUGAGCACCAGCUCACUUGCUCGGCCGUCAUGGAUCAUCACAGCACCUCCAGAAAUUCGGGCACUCGUCAGCCCUUGGGUGAUGCUACACAGCGGCUCAACCACGCCACUGUCGCCAAUGUCAACCACCGGUACCAGAUUGGCGAUGACGAGAACCUCAUCUUGUUCAAAUCCAAGACAUCUGGUCGAGGCCGUUCAUAUCCAGUUGUUACGCCAAACAACCCCCCGGCCGCACAACGUACACAGCAGACACCGACUCUGGCAGCUACGGCCGAACCCGGCCCCGCUAACCCCCGCCCCCCAGCUGUCACUCAGGACACUCGUGAGGCAGCCGACUCCCGGCGCGUCUCCCAGUUCUCUAAUGUCUCAUCUAACGCGUCCAGCACGCGCCAGCUUAAGACCCAUAUUGGGCCAUGGCAGCUGGGCAAGACACUGGGAAAGGGUGCCUCGGCACGCGUCCGUCUUGCCCGCCAUCGGGUUUCCCAUCAGCUGGUCGCAAUCAAGAUAGUCGCCAAGAGCACCGCCCACAUGACCCAAGCAGGCAGUCUGGCGAACUUGGACUCCAUCGACUACAGGAAGCCAACCACGGGUGCUGACGGGGGCCUACGCCGGAUGCCGCUGGCUAUUGAGCGUGAGGUGGCCAUUCUCAAGCUCAUUCGACACCCAAACAUAAUCGAGCUGCUGGACAUAUGGGAGAAUCGGUCCGAGAUCUACUUGGUCACUGAAUACGUCGAGAAGGGAGACCUCUUCGAGUUCAUCAACUGGAACGGGCCGCUCCGUGAAGAAGAGGCAAUCUUCUACUUUCGCCAGAUGAUGACCGCCCUGGAGUACUGCCACUCGUUCAACAUCUGUCAUCGCGACUUGAAGCCCGAGAAUAUCCUGCUGAAGGCGAACGGGCAGAUCAAGAUUGCGGACUUUGGCAUGGCAGCCCUGCAGCAGAACCCAAACCACCAGCUUCGCACUACGUGUGGAAGCCCACACUAUGCUGCACCGGAACUGCUCCGCCAUCAAUUCUACAAGGGCUCGGCCAUCGACAUCUGGAGCAUGGGAGUCAUUCUCUUUGCGAUGCUUGCCGGGCGUCUUCCAUUCGACGAUGAUGACAUGGGCAUCAUGCUGGCGAAAGCGAAGCGUGCGGAGUAUAAGAUGCCGCAUCAUCUGACGAGGGAGGCCAAAGACCUGAUCCGGAGAAUUCUGGUAGAUCAGCCCGCCCACCGGAUCACCAUGAAGCAGAUGUGGCGACAUGCCCUCAUUAAGAAGUACGAUUAUCUGGAUGAGUACCAGCAAUGGGAUGGACAGUCACAGACGGCGCCGCGCCACUUGGACACUGCGCCGAUCCCCGAGGAGAUUGACGUACAGAUCUUGCGCCAGUUGAAGGCUCUCUGGCACACUUACUCGGAAGCUGCUCUCCAGGAGAAGCUCAGGCAGGAGAAGCCAAAUGACCAGAAAAUGUUUUACUGGUUGCUCUACAAUCACCGGGAGGCUCAGCUCGAGAACUACAACAACAACGUCCCGAUCUCGAAGAGCGAUUUCCAUCACCUGAAGCCACCCAACUGGAGCAAGCGUAUUUCGACUUGCCAGUUCACGAACCCAGGACGGAACGGCCAUGGCCGGACCGUGUCCCGGUUCACAGUAAUCUCUAAUGUUCCGGACGUAGACGAAGUUGGCACCAUCCGAAGUUACGAUCCUUACAAUGCGUCCCGCGUCCUUCAGCCAUGCACCUCCCAGGUAAGCCAUGCCAAGAUCAUCGUCCACCGCAGCAGUCCGGAGCCGGGCGUCAAGCCGUCUUCUACUGCUCUCUCGCACUCGUACCACUCGUAUCGAUCGGUCAACGGCUCUUUCCGGCAGCGAGGAAGGAUGAGCUCGCGGCGUGCAAACGCAGGCGGCCACCUGAACUCGCCUCAAAUGUCCAUGAGCUCCAUCCGGAGCCACCACAGCAAUCAUCGCGUCCGCGUGAAUAGUCGGUCCAAGCGCUCUGUCAGCUUUUCAAGUGUCCGUAACAAGGCCCAGCAACACCGCCGAAACCGCCACGCGACCUUGGCAGCUCCAGCCAGCAGCGCGGGGGAUGAUCCGGCGUAUGACCGCAACAUGGUCUCACCCUCUAGCCCCGUGAAGGCGUCGGGUCGCCAUCAAGUGAGAGCUACCCGGUCGAUGGUCGAUAUUGGCGACACGACAGAUGACACGUUCAUUUGGAGCGAAGAGCUUGAGCAACUUAGCCACUGCAUAGCUCGUGACUGUGACGAGGCGUUCCAGAGCUCCCUUCUCCUGGCAGAAUCAAGCGAAGCAGGAGUUGACUCUCGUGAAGCAAGCCCAUUCACGCUAUCCUUGGGAGAGCUGUCUGCAUUGCGAGUUCCGGAAGGGCCAGCGUCCACAGACGGAAGCCAGCAGAGGACCCGUCCCUGGGACAACCGGCCACUGCCUCCUGUCCCAUCUCAGAGUACCGUUUCGCCUCUCUCAACCCGGAAUCACGGCUCGAAAGGCGAAUCCAUUUCGCAGGUGGUAAAGCCAUACAAGCUCCAUUCCAGCUCUAAAAUCCAGAUUCCCGAGCGCCGAACUGUUUCCGAGCCACUGUACGAGCGGACGAUGAAAGAUCCGAAGCCACUGCCCUCCAUCUUUGAGAACACGUCAGAUGAUCGUGUGAGCCGCAAUGUGGGCAGCCAUGACUUGCGCACUGCUUGCCUGGAGACGCCAACCCGUACUAAGAAUAAGGGGUUGGAUUAUCUAGCCAGAGCCGAAAAUACCAUCCGCGUGGUCAAUUCACCCACAGCAAUAGGCGCCCGAGAUCACGUGCAGGUUCCCGAGCCUCUCAACGUUCGCAAAGUGUCACAAGAUCCCCGCCCCGGCAAGGCAACAUCAGGGGCCUCAUUUCAAGACCAGCAGAGGCACACAUCCCACGGAUCACAACAGAAGGGGCUCUCAGCAGAUGGGCAGAGCACUGAAGCCGUGCCGGCGAAAAAGAGGGUAUCCUCUUGGUUCAAACGCAAUUCCAAAGAAGGCGCGAGCGGUUCGAGCUUUGUGACUGUGACGGACACGACUCUCCAAUCCGGGGAGAGUGCAGAUCUUGAAACCAGACGUUCCAGCGGACCAGUUUCGCAGUCGACCGAGGGUUCAUUGAUGCAGCGUGUGCAGAAGAAGAAGUCGUUCGGCUUUUCGUUCUGGAAGAAUGCUAAGGAUGAGCUGAAAAUGUCGCUUGCAGACUCAGAUCCCGAUGAUGCGCAGACUCGCAAUGGAAAGACGACGAAAAAGAGGUUUAGCAAGGAGUCCAAGACGCUCGGCCACGCAAGACACAGCGUUUGGUCGGAGAGCGAUGGCGGAAUCCGCAAGAUUGAGGUCCAACAGAACUGGCUGGCCCGUCUCUUCCGCGUCAAGCCUGCCAUGCGCUAUAUCUGCUUCGCCAUCCUCAAGCGGCGUGCUCGUCAGGAAGUGGCAAUCCUGCUCCGGGAGUGGCGCAAGUAUGGCAUGAAGGAUAUUGAGGUGGACAAAGCACGCAACGUGAUAUUCGCCCGGGUCGGCGCGAGAAACUACCUCAACUUGAAGGAGGUGUCGUUUGCUGUCGAGCUGAUGACUGUCAUUGAACAUGGCAAGCGCAACCAGCUCAGCAUUGCCCGCUUCACGCAGGAGAAGGGUGCCGCCAGCAGCUUCCACAAGGUCGUGGACGCGAUCUACGCUGCAUUCAGCACCCGUGCUCUGUUGGUUACUGAUAAGCGGAAGGUCAAUAUGAUGAUCAAGACGCUUAAUUCUUGAACUGCGGUAAUGUUUCACAGCAGUUUCGCCUCGUCCGGGUGCACUAACCCUCUACCCCGGGACCUAAACGGCUUCGAAGAUUGCGAGGGAGCAGACCUACCGAUAUUUUCUUUGCUUAUUGUUUCGAGUCACUCAUGAGAUACAGAAAGGUCUUGGCCGGGGCUUUCUUUCCCUGUGGUGAACUCGGCUGCCCACUCCCGACCUCUGGC